UUCCUUAAAUAAAAUUGCUAAAUUGCUCACGUACAAAAAGUAACAACUCCAUUAAAGUUUUCUCAUCAGUAUUUCCCUCUGAUCGCUAAUUCUGAGCAUCCUAGUGGCAAAAGGGAAAGUAAACCGAGCUCAAGUGCUCUCUCUGAAGAAGAAGAAGAAGAAGAAGAAGAAGAAGAAGAAGAAGGAGAAGAAGGGAUAAACCAAAAAAUGCUCCUGAUCGUUGUUGCAGUAUCCACUCUAAUCUUCCUCCUCUUAACUUUCCUGAUCAGUAACUACACAUCUGCAAAAGCACAAGCACCAAGCCCCCCAAAGUGGCCCAUCAUAGGCCACCUCCAUCUCCUUGGCAAACUCCCACACCAAUCUCUGGCUGCUCUCUCUCUAACCUAUGGACCCAUAAUGCCCUUCAAGCUGGGCAUGCGAAAGGCAGUGGUAAUAUCAUCCCCUCACCCAGCCAAACAAAUCUUCAAAACCCAUGAUCGCAAAUUCUCGAGCAGGCCUGUUCCUUUGGCUGCGAAGACCUUGUCUUACGGUGGGAAUAGCCUUGUUUGGGCCGCUUAUGGACACCAUUGGAGACUCCUUAGAAGACUAUCUUUCACUGAGCUCUUCAGCACCAAAAGGCUGAACUCCAUGGAAAAAUUCAGAAAAGCUGAGGUCUCUAAAACUAUGGCGUCCAUAUAUGAAGAGUCAAUCAAGGGCAAUUCAGUUAACAUUGGGUCCACUGUUUUUUCCACAAUGUUGGGCAUAGUGGAGAAUAUGGUAUGUGGAAAUUAUGUUUUCAAAAAAGGUGAUGAAUUGGCUACGGAAUUGAAAGGCAUGGUUCGGGAUGUUUUGAAGCUUUCAGGGGAGCCAAACGCUUCCGAUUUCUUCCCUUUCUUGAGGGGUUUGGACCUGCAAGGCGUUGAGAGAAGGGCCCAGAAACUGAGGGAGAGAUUUGAUGGGAUUUUCAGUGAGAUGAUCGAGAGGAGACUAAAGGACAUGAGAGAGAAGGGAAUGGUGAAUGAAAGAGACGAAGAGUCGGGGAGAGGGAUAAAAGAGAGCGAUUUUUUGGGGGUGCUUUUGGAGCUGAUGGAUCACAAUGAGGGACUUCAGAUGGAACACGUCAAAGGGAUGCUGAUGGACAUGUUCAUCGCGGGCACAGAUACUACCUCAGCCACAGUUGAAUGGGCAAUGGCAGAGCUACUGAACCAUCCCUAUGUCAUGGAAGAGGCUAGAGAUGAGCUCCGCAGAGUAAUAGGUAAAGAUAAAAUGAUGGAAGAGUCACAUAUUCCCGACGUCCCCUUCUUACAGGCAAUAGUGAAGGAAGUUUUACGCCUACACCCAGCUGCUCCUCUUCUAAUUCCUCGUCUCUGCGAUUCAGAUUGCCAAAUCGAUGGUCAUAUCAUUGAAAAGAACACAGAGGUUCUAGUGAAUGUGUGGGCUAUAGGACGAGAUCCUAAGGUGUGGUCUGACCCCUUGAAGUUUGAUCCUAGUAGGUUUGUGGGAACCAAUUUGGAAUUCAAGGGAAAUGAUUAUGAGUUGUUGCCCUUUGGGGCAGGUAGGAGGAUAUGCAUUGGGAUGCCUUUGGCCAGUUCAAUGGUGCAUCUUGUUUUGGGAUCAUUGCUUCAUUAUUUCAAUUGGAAAGUUGAGGGAGAAGUGGAUAUGACCGAAGAGUUCGGUAUUACUCUUCAAAAGGCAUUACCUUUGGUUGUUGUUGCCACCCCAUCUUUGCCUUUAAACCCCUAUCUUUAAGAAGGGAAUUUAAACAGAGGAUUCAUCCUGUUGGGUGAAUAAGAUGUGUCCCUUCGUAUUUGCAAUGUUACAGCCAUUUCUCCCUCUUUUUCUCUGUCUCUAUCUCUUACCUAGGGAAAAUAAGUUUGUCUAACCUUGUGUAAUAUGCAUGCUUAUAUAUUUAUUGUUAUCUUUGUUGGGUGACUAA
Molecule: messenger RNA, 1915 nt
Organism: Amborella trichopoda
Lineage: Eukaryota; Viridiplantae; Streptophyta; Magnoliopsida; Amborellales; Amborellaceae
Product: cytochrome P450 76C1
Molecular function (GO): oxidoreductase activity, acting on paired donors, with incorporation or reduction of molecular oxygen; heme binding; iron ion binding
Source: RefSeq, a predicted model, not a curated record